UAGUGAGGUGUGUCAAUGGAAGCCGAGAGAGCACCGUUGUAUGUCCGGUGUGUAACACGAAGGAUAGGUCUGACACUGCCGUGUUUGCUCGUCUGCGGAAAUGAAUAAACACACACCGUCACUUUUCGAGAGCAUCGAAUAACGAAAGAUUGAAGUUUGCGACUUAAACAGUGAGACUGUUGUUAUGUUCCGGGUCGUGGGGACGUCUCCACUGUAGCCCACACGGCGUAUCUGUGAUCAGGCUGUUAUCACACCAGUGACCGUGAUGCGUUUUAACGAGAAGGAGCUGGCUUCACUGAGCCGCCAGCCUUCAGAGAUGGCAGCUGAACUGGGGAUGCGAGGACCCAAGAAAGGAGACGUUAUUAAAAGGAGGCUGGUGAAACUCGUCGUCAACUUUCUCUUCUACUUCCGGACUGAUGAAGAGGAGCCAGUCGGAGCGCUGCUGUUGGAGCAGUGCCGGGUGGAGAGGGAGGAGAGCCAGAGCUUCUCCAUCACGUUCCUUGAUGAAGCAGAAAGGAAGUAUUUGUUCGAGUGUGAUUCAGAGGAACAAUGUGGGGAAUGGGUUGACUCCAUUAUCAAAGCCAGUUAUGAGUUUAUGAGGAAAAAUCUCAUAUUUUAUCGAACCGAAAUCCACAGGCUCACUGGCAAGGACCCCCUGGAGCAGUAUGGUAUAUCAGAUGAAACCCGCUUCCAGGUCAGCAAUGGGCUGCAAUCGAUGCCUGGGGAAACCUCCUCACUGUAGACCAGCAUCCUGCCAUUCCAAAAUCCACUCCUUGCUCAUCUGAAAGCCAUGGCAUCAUCAUUCAGACAGAGACUUUUACAUUUCCACUGCUUUGAUUAUAUGUAGUGUUGCCUCUGACGUACAUUACGCAGAUUUUACAGCUGGAUAUCCAAGGCCAUCUUCUACUACUUCUCCUAUUUCACUGUCAAUCAUUCCAGGUAAUGCAAGGCUUUAGAUAAACAGGCAACAGUCUUAUUUUUGGUUUAUGGAACGUAAUACAUAAACUUUUCUCUCAAGGCCUUUGCCUUAGCUAAUCAUUUAUAAAAUUAUAUAUUUUACAAUAUCAUUUUGAGCACCACUGAUUGCACAUGUGUUGUUGAAAUGCAGCUGUGACUUUCUUUUAGGGUUAUUAGAAAUUUUAGCAUCACUGUUAAACAAGCAAAGGUUCAGGAUAUAUGAACACUUAAUCAAGUGAGUGCACACUGUAGCAGAAGCGCGCGGCCAACUGAAAAACCUGCGGCAGUAUUUGCUGUCUUUAUUUGAACUUCAUGAGCCAUUUAACCUGUUCAGUUGAGCCACUCCUUUUUAUGCGUUGCUUGUGAGAAAAGAGAUUCUCAAUAAAUACCAUUGUGUAUUUAUUAGUCAGCCCAUUUAGAAUAUCUAUUUUUUUUAUUAUUAUAUAUUUGCACAUAUUAUUUUACUGGGUUUUAGGGUUUCUUUUAAAAUAGAAUUCUAAUUUACUUGAAUGCUGUAGCUUUUCUGUGGCACUUUGAAUGUGAUUCGUUUAGCUAAGCUGUGGGACCACGUUGGGAGACAAGAUUCUUGAAGUAAAUUUGAAAAUAUUACACACACUUCUUUGUCAAUGUAGUGUAAUAGUGUCAACCACAUUUCACUACAGGCCAUUGUUGUAUCUUGCAACUUGGUCAAAUGUGUAGUUAACCAGUCAGGAGUCUAACCACAAAUAGACAUGUCACUGAAUGUGUCUACAGUUUUUAAACCUUUUGCACAUACACUGUUUAUUCUGUUUUUACAUAAGCUUAGACUUUGUUUCAACCUUUUUUUAAACUAAUAAAGUCAUUUGAAAGAUA
This is a messenger RNA of Solea solea (common sole), 1809 nucleotides long. RefSeq names its product pleckstrin homology domain containing, family J member 1 (gene plekhj1). Gene Ontology annotation, cellular component: trans-Golgi network; early endosome; recycling endosome. The record is from RefSeq and is a predicted model, not a curated record. The coding region runs from base 266 to 742 and encodes 158 amino acids. Lineage: Eukaryota; Metazoa; Chordata; Actinopteri; Pleuronectiformes; Soleidae. The transcript is spliced from 6 exons. Gene Ontology annotation, biological process: retrograde transport, endosome to Golgi; receptor recycling; endosome organization.